Messenger RNA from Labeo rohita (rohu), 3328 nucleotides. It is a transcript of the gene mlip, whose product is annotated as muscular LMNA-interacting protein. NCBI's taxonomy places the organism in Eukaryota, Metazoa, Chordata, Actinopteri, Cypriniformes, Cyprinidae. The record is from RefSeq and is a predicted model, not a curated record. Gene Ontology annotation, molecular function: lamin binding; transcription corepressor activity. The coding region runs from base 124 to 2820 and encodes 898 amino acids. The transcript has 12 exons. Gene Ontology annotation, cellular component: sarcolemma; nuclear envelope; PML body. Gene Ontology annotation, biological process: negative regulation of transcription by RNA polymerase II.
CUACAGCACUCAAGAGUUAUCACAACACUACACACUCUCACUCAUGUCAGGCUGAACACAGAGGGCACAUGAAUGCCAGUAUAGCAGUCUCUAUACAACCAAGCUUUCGGCACAAGCACACACAUGGCUUUGGAAAAACCACACAGGACCUUGGGAAAGGUCACCACUGUAUUUGCAACCAAGCUGAAGUCUUUCACCUUUGUGCCGCUUCUCAAAAGACUGCCUGCUGAGAACAGGAUCUGGAAAAAGGUACUUCAGACAAGCAGACCAAACAAGACUUCACAAAAGCCAGGGGACAGUGAGAAGAGCAUGGCGGAAGAGGGUGUCUACAAAGCAGAGGUUGUUUACGUCCAAGACCCUGAAGAGGGCCAGCUUGAAAAAAUUCUCAAGAACACCACUCAGAGUGAGAUUCAGUCAACUGACAAUUUAACCCUUAAACCACUCACCACGCUAGCUGGUCCUCACUCAGAAUUUGGUAGCAUGACCCCCGAGCCUAGCCCUGCCACCAUGGAAACCACUGAUAACAAACACCCUGGCAUUUCUCAGCUAGGCUUUCACAACACUUCAGAGACUGCUGAGGUCAGCUCAGGUCUGUUUUUAAAUAGCUCAACCCAGAGAGAGGAGGCCCUUAGCCCUGCCAGCUCCAUGGAUUUCUGUACUUCCCCUGCUUCUUCUAAGGAGUCUAUUCUAUCCGAGGGCUGGGACAAAGAGAGGAGCUGGUCAGCGCUCCACAUGUUCUCACGGGACGGUUCUCCCGGUCUCCUUAGUGGCACAGUUUCCCCAUGUUCUUCCAUAAGGUCAGGGGCCUUCACACCCUCUGUGGUGAGAAUCAAGCGGCACUCCUUGGCUCCGGGCUCCAGUCUGCUGCAGAUGUCGUCCACUUGCGGAACACCCUGCUGCGACAGUCAGGCAAGCUCACCGUGUCCUCUUACACCCCGUGCCCGGCACAGGCCUCCUCCAACCCAGCUAUCCCUGUUAACGGCCAUCCUCAGGAAAGGUCGUCUGCCCGUUCUGUCCUCUGCUUAUCAAAGACCUUACACACCCUGCUGGCCCAUCAGUCCAAUUAACAUGUCCUCCUGUUCAGCAUGCUCAGCUGCCUCUUCUGUUGCACCCAUGAAUGUAUCCAAAGCAAAGUCUUGUACCUUCAUAGACAGACCGUGUACUCAGUCUUUCCAGAUGUCAAACGAACAACUACGGAAACCAGACCAUGGUUCUCUUUCAGUAUCAUCAAUGGUCAAGACACCUAGUGAAACCCCACUGACAAAACCACCAGAAACACUUGAAUCAUGUCAACAUUUCACCAAAAUUAGUAGCACUGUCUCACCUACAAAACACAGCCCAGUCCAGGCUGCCAAUGGUCACCUGUCUAAAUCAGGUCAUAAAGGAAAUCGUUUACCAACAGUUCCUAGCUCUCUUUUGUGCAGCUCCUUGUCCCGGAUGAACUCCUCAUCUCCUAAAUCAAGCUCUCUGUAUGGCUCCAGUACCGAGAACCAGAAAAAUCCAUCAGCGUCAGGGGAUUCCCCUGCAUCUAUAGAACCAAACAAAUCAGAGUCUAUAGCAUCAUCAAUGCAGAACGAAGAAACAAAAUCCCAUGACUUGUCAGGAAAAUAUUUUCUUAAACAGAGUCUGAAAUCAUCAGAGCUCUCCAAUGAACCAUAUCUGAAAUAUAGAGGAAUUUCAUCUGAAAAUGUAGAUGAACCAAAAACUGCACAAAAGUCAUGUAAAUCUCUGAAACACACAAUUGACAGCAAUUCCAUAUCUCCUGUUUCAAGUCACAAGGAGAAUAAACAAAGUACUCUUUUCCAAAACGGACGCAAAAAUGAUGUUGAAAGAGUGCACCUAUCAUCCCCUGCAUUUAGACUGUCUCCCUCUCCCCGUCCCAUUGGUCUCACCCGCCUGUCCUACACACCUCCAGUCUCUCCUGCUUGUCCCCCAGUCCAGCCAAACUCCCGUUCCUCCACCCCAGAUCGUUACACCCUCUCACCUUCCCCAGCGGUCCUAAGCCGUCAGCUCUCUCCCUCACCCUCAUACUCCUUCUGUUCAUCACCCUCUCCAUCCCUAUGGGGCAGCACACCAGACUGCGCAGAUGGGGACUGUAAAAAUAGAAAGACAUACAAGAUAAAAUCUACCUACAAGGCACUGGCUGCUAUUCCCACAAAUACUCUGCUCCUGGAACAGCAGGCUAUAGAUGAAAAGGUCAACAAGAAAGAGGCUUCAUUCAACGCUGCAGACAAUUAUUCUUGGGAGGACCCACAUGCAGAGAUGUGCUCUCCUGCGCAGCUGCGUCAACAAAGUGCAGAACUGUACGCCACCAUUGAUGAAGUCCUCGAGGACUCGAUCCAAAGACGUCAAUCAGACCAUGUGAACAAAGCCAAUGUGAAUUCUUUGGCAGCGGAGACCUCAAGGCCACAGACGUCAUCGCCAUCUCCAAAACUACUGGGACGAGAAACAAGAUAUGCAAGCUCUCCUUUUCAGCCCUCUGUAACUACUGAAAAAACACUGACAAAGCCUGGAGUUAUUAGACCAGUCAUUACAACAUCCAGAUUUACAGAUGAUGAAGAAUGCCACACAAAUCCUUUCGACAACCUUCAAGGGAACAAGUCCAAUCGUUACCAAUACAAGUUUGUCAGCAGUGCGCACUCUGGUGAAACCCAAGCAGAUGGUGGAGGAGCUUCAGACGGGCAGCCAGCAUGUGGAGAGAGGCUUCCUUCAGAGCGACAAGGAGACUGUAAGACAAAGCUGGCAUCUCUGAUCACGCAGACCAGGAUCUCCACACAAGAUGUUCCCACCUCCAUGAAGCCCCAGGAGACACACAUAUGAUGCUUACGAGAGAGCUUGAUCUGAUUGUAUCUGUGACUACACAUUAAAAAGGCGAUUAAAGGCAGCACACAUCAAGCAUCUUGAAAACUAUUCAUUCCUCAAUUCAGGAUGCACAAAGUGAUUUUUAUCUGCAUGAAUGAAUAGUAAAAUGAUGUAUGCUUACAAACUGCAAUAUCUUCCAGAGAACAUCAACAUCAUCAAGUGCAUAUCAAGGUCAGGUUUCACCCCAAAAUCAAAAGUAAGAAAUAAUAAUAGUUCUAUACAAUAGACUUUUUUUUCCUGAUUUUGCUGUGAAAUGUAACGAUUUGAUAACUACCAUUCACCCAACAAUAGCCUAAGAAUAGAGAUGUAAUCACUUAGUGCACUUUUCUGUACAAUCAUCUAGUCAAAUAGUAAUUGCUCUAAAAUUGGCCUUACUGUCCACAUCACAUUUACAUAGUCACAGUGCCUUUGAUAUCAUGUGGCCUUUUCCAGUUCGUUCAGUAAUAAAUAUGUGCCAUGUCCAAGA